Messenger RNA from Durotheca rogersii, 1452 nucleotides. RefSeq names its product SPRY-domain-containing protein. Gene Ontology annotation, molecular function: protein binding. Bases 1 to 1452 code for a protein of 483 amino acids. Lineage: Eukaryota; Fungi; Ascomycota; Sordariomycetes; Xylariales; Xylariaceae. The transcript has 3 exons. The record is from RefSeq and is a predicted model, not a curated record.
AUGACGAACCUCGACGGCAUCGUGAUAGGGAUUUUAUCGUCCUUUGGCUCCGCCAUCCUCAUAGCUCUAAUCUUCCUCGUCGUCUACUUUUUCCGGUACACAACCUCCGGUCGCAUCUUCCUCGAUCGGAUCGGUCGGCCUGGCGAAUAUGACGAUGAGCAAGCAUUUGCCAGGGAGGAGGCGGAGGCGCUGGAGUCGAUGGAUGACUUGCAACGGACAGAAUACCUAAGAGCAAAAGCAUUCAUUCAGGCCAACCCUCCCGAGUCCCUCCAAACGGAUAUUUCCUUGUCGCAAUACCUAGCCAUACAGGAGAAGGGCGUGUCGGCAUGGCAAUUUGAGCCCGAACUAGAAAUCGCCAACUGUUUCGUCGAAGGCAGAACCGAAAUCGAGUUCUUCGACUCCGAAUGCACCGUCAUGAGCAACUUGCCUGUCCCGAAACAGAACGAGGUGUACUACUGGGAGGCCAAGAUCUAUGACAAACCCGAAACUACGCUGCUGAGCAUCGGCAUGAGUACGAAGCCGUACCCGUUAUUUCGCCUUCCAGGGUACCACAAGUAUUCCAUAGCGUACACUUCUGUAGGCGCUCGCCGAUACAACCAGCCUUUUUCGGCAACGCCCUACGGGCCGCAAUACGUCCAGGGCGACGUCGUCGGCGUCGGUUAUCGUCCCCGAACAGGCACAAUCUUCUUCACUCGCAACGGAAAGCGGUUAGACGACGUGGCCCACGGUCUGAAAUCCCAAAAUUUCUUUCCGUCUGUCGGCGCGAAUGGACCCUGCGCUGUACAUGUCAACUUUGGUCAGGCCGGGUUCGUGUUCAUCGAGGCGAACGUGAAGAAAUGGGGCUUAGCACCGAUGACCGGCAGUCUAGCACCGCCGCCCCCUUACGGAAGUGAACAGGGAAGUAUCUUGCUCGAAUCGGGACGAAGGAAGGACGAGUAUUCCGGGUCAUCAUCCGGAGGUCAGGGUUUUACUCAAUCCGUUCAGAGGUUCGCUCGCACCGGCCCAGCUUUAGAACCGGGACACUCGCGGACGAGAAGUGGAAGCUAUAGAGUAGUCCCCCCGACGAGUCCGGGGCCGCAGCGCAGUCCUACCGACAUCUCCCUUGCGCAGCUAGUCCCUUCAGAUGAAGUGGGCGAAGCCAGCAGUAGUGUACAUGCCACCGAUGCUUCCGGGGACCACGUUGUAGAUGUCGUCGGCUUAGGUCUCCAGGAAGCGGCUCACCCCCCGCCCGAAUACACCAGCCCGGAACAUUCGGACGAGGAAGGCUCAGGUAGCGGUUCGGAGAGCGAUCGAACCCCGCUCAUCAGGUCGGGUCGCAGUCGCGGAGCAUCCGCAGCUACUCUACGGCCGAACAACCCGCCGAUUCCCAGUUAUAGUGACGCUGUUCGACAAGGCGCUGGUAGGGACAGGAGUCGUAGUGACAGCGCCAUGCCGAGAGAAAAUGGCGACUGA